Mitosporidium daphniae is the source of this 690-nucleotide messenger RNA. RefSeq lists its product as uncharacterized. The transcript is spliced from 3 exons. Gene Ontology annotation, biological process: DNA replication initiation; DNA replication. Gene Ontology annotation, molecular function: DNA replication origin binding. The record is from RefSeq and is a predicted model, not a curated record. NCBI's taxonomy places the organism in Eukaryota, Fungi, Microsporidia. Gene Ontology annotation, cellular component: nucleus; nuclear origin of replication recognition complex. The coding region runs from base 1 to 690 and encodes 229 amino acids.
AUGGUCCAGCAAUUGGCCUUACUUGAUCCAAUAUUUAAGAAUUUAUUAGGCAAUGAUUCUAACCCAAAGACAUUUUCAGAAUGUUUUUCACUUCUUGUCGAAGCAAUUGAAACAAAAUUAUCUUUUACUGCAAUUAAUUUUUCAGAGCUACUGGAAAAAAGAGUUCGGUCGAGAUUCAAUCCUCGAUCGAUUUUCCUUCGUGAGGGAAAUUCUUCAUCCCUUGGAUCGUUUUCUUUGUUGUGUUCGAAGGCGUUUAACAUACCGCAAUCGAUCGAUUCCCUUCCGUCUUCUUUUAUUGACGAAUUUAAUGAACGAAUUGAAAAUUUAUUUUCAGAUUCCUCUGAACUUGUAGAUGCUUUAAAGGCAUAUUAUUUGGCUUUUGAUGUUCCUUAUCAGAUGCUCCAGAAACUAAUCCCCGUAAUAUAUUCCCUUUCUGUCACAGAUCCUUUUAUCACGGCCACCUUACUGAAAGAUGUGAUUGAAUCGCAAACUGCGGAUCAACAUUAUCAAGCCGUAAAACGUUUGAUUUCUCAAGGUCUUAUAGUGAUUGAUGGAAAAUCUCCAAUCGAAUUUGAAGGUUUAACACUCGCAGUAAAUCCCAGAACCCUUGUUAGGGCUAUGGAGGGCCUGGAAAGAUGCCCCACUAUAAUUAGAUCUUGGCUCAGAGAAGAUGGGGUUAACCCCUCAUGA